Messenger RNA from Fusarium falciforme, 4443 nucleotides. Its product is annotated as [Histone H3]-trimethyl-L-lysine(9) demethylase. The record is from RefSeq and is a predicted model, not a curated record. Gene Ontology annotation, cellular component: nucleus. Bases 1 to 4443 code for a protein of 1480 amino acids. Gene Ontology annotation, molecular function: histone H3K36 demethylase activity; histone H3K9 demethylase activity. The transcript has 5 exons. Gene Ontology annotation, biological process: chromatin remodeling. Lineage: Eukaryota; Fungi; Ascomycota; Sordariomycetes; Hypocreales; Nectriaceae.
AUGUCGGAGUCGACGUCCAAGUCGACCGACGCCAGCAUUGCCGUCGCCGCGCAUCCCCUCCAAGACGCUGUCGCUGCGCCGACCGAGACCAAGGCUCAUGAUGCAAAGCCCGCCAAGUCCGAUCAGAGCUUCCUUCAUUCGCCGCCCGAUAGCAACGACACGGCCAAGUCGGACGCAUCUGACUCGGAAUUGAGCGACCUAGAGGACGAACCCAUUCUGAGCGAUGCGCCGCAGCCUGCGCCCGCCAGCGACAACGGCGACACCCAUAACGACGCCUGCGACGAUAUUGGGGAGGUGCUUCCGGACCACUGGUCUGGUACUGUUCCUGUCUUUAAGCCGACCAUGCACCAAUUCAAAGAUUUCAAACGCUUCAUGGAAGCUGUCGACAGCUAUGGUAUGAAGUCUGGUAUUAUCAAGAUCAUCCCUCCGGAAGAAUGGAAGGACUCUCUCCCGAAGCUCGACGAAUUGGUAAAACAAGUCAAAGUGCGAGAGCCGAUUAAGCAGGAUAUCAUGGGUUCCAACGGAACGUACCGUCAGGUUAAUAUUGUUCACGGCCGGUCGUACAACCUUCCUCAAUGGCGCCAGCUUUGCGAUCAGAGCGAACACCAGCCUCCAGCCAGACGUGGCGAACGACGUGCCAACGCCGAAAAGCCAAAACCACGGACCCGAGCGGCAGCGGCAGCGGCAUCUAACACUGCAGAUUCUGCGACUCCCAAGAAGCGAGGGCGAGGACGACCAGCCAAACGCGGAGCUAGAGGCAGACGUGCAAAGGAGGAACCAGAGGCCGACGAUGACCGCCCCAUGACCCCCGUUUCUCCUAAGCAGGAUCCUGCAGAAACUCAAGAACCACCAAUCCAAUCCAUCGAGAAGGACCCGGGCGUCGAGGAUGAUGAAGACUAUGAGCCCACAGUUGGUCGCAUGGGUUCCCGACAAGCAAAGGCGAAGACCCAAACAGUUUCAGCGCGGCGCAAGUACAGUCGCCGAGAAGGAUCCGCCAUGAUUGACGAAGCUGCAUUCAAGGACUGGGAUUACAAGAUGGAUAUUUCAGAAUACACCCCCGAGCGCUGUGAGGAGCUGGAGAGAGUAUACUGGAAGACGCUUACCUAUGCUCCACCUCUCUACGGCGCUGAUCUGAUGGGCACCCUUUUUGACGAAUCGACCGAGAUCUGGAACCUCAACAAGUUGCCUAACCUCUUGGACGUUCUCGGAACCAAGGUUCCAGGAGUCAACACGGCGUACCUCUACCUGGGCAUGUGGAAGGCGACCUUUGCUUGGCAUCUGGAGGAUGUUGAUUUGUACAGCAUCAACUACCUCCACUUUGGUGCUCCCAAACAGUGGUACAGCAUUUCCCAAGCGGACGCCCGUCGUUUCGAGGCUGCGAUGAAGAAUAUCUGGCCCGCAGACGCCAAGGCCUGCGAUCAGUUCCUGAGACACAAGGGCUUCCUUAUCUCGCCACAACAUCUAAAGUCGCAUUACAACAUCACAGUCAACAAAUGCGUUUCAUAUCCGGGCGAGUUCGUGGUCACAUACCCGUACGGAUACCAUUCUGGAUACAACUUGGGUUACAACUGCGCCGAGGCCGUCAACUUCGCGUUGGAUUCCUGGCUUGACAUCGGCAAGAUUGCCAAGAAGUGCGAGUGCGCCCAGGCGCAGGACAGCGUCUGGGUUAAUGUCUACGAGAUCGAGCGAAAACUGCGUGGCGAAGAGACAGAAUAUGAGGAAACAGAAGAUGAAGAGGACGAAGAGGAUGACGAUGACGAGAGGUCUGGCCUGCCCACCCCACCGUCAGGUUCUGGUGUCAAGUUCAAGGAGACUGGGCGAAAGCGAAAGCGUGGACCUGGCGAGAAGGGAGGCAAGGUCAAGAAGAUCAGACUUCGUCUCAGGACGAAAGCUGAGCCUCCUUGUUGCCUCUGUCCCAAUGAAGUCCCAACAGCCGAGCUGUUACCCACUGAUGAUGGCCGGAAGGCUCAUCGGACAUGUGCCCUCUAUCUCCCCGAGACGUACAUCGAUACUGUCGACGGGCAGGAGAUCGUUGCCAAUGUGGCAGGCAUUCACAAGGAUCGCCUUGAUCUCAAGUGCCUCUACUGUCGAUCCAGGCGCGGCGCAUGCUUCCAAUGCUCGCAAAAGAAGUGCGCCAGAGCCUAUCACCCGACAUGCGCGGCUGCAGCAGGUGUCUUUAUCGAAGAACAAGAUGUUCCUGUUUUUGGGGAAGACGGCACCGAAUACAAGGAGCAAGCAUUUGGAUUCAGCUGUCGAUUCCAUCGGACGAAGCGAGACAAGAAGUUGGAUGGAGAUGCACUGGAAGCCGAUUCACGUAUCCAGGCAGCAGCAGCUAAGCUUCGAAAAGGAGACACUUGCCAGCUGCAAUAUUUCAAAGGGGAAAUUUUCGCUGGUGUUGUUGUGGAAACCCGCCUCGAUGAGCAAACGCUGGUUCUUGAUGUUCUACCAAACGGCGAUCGCCUCGAGGUUGAAUGGAAGUGGCUAUUGCUGCCAGACCCUGCUGAUUACCGUUUGCCAAAGGCAUCAGCAAAGGCCAUCCCGAUGCCUACCUCGCAGAAGGACAAGGAGAAGCUGAAAACCAAGCGUCUCAGCGACAACAAGCCCCAGAAGGAUGAUCCGUUCGUCGAGGGCUUCACUUGGGCUGAUUUCCAGGUGCAUCCAGUCAGCAACAAGUUCCAGGUCAAGAUCGACUUCUCCAAGCCCGAUCAACUCUGGCACUACCUGGGCAAGACGUCGACCGAAGCCAAAGCCCAGUACACCGAGGAUCCUGCCAAACCCCGUCACAAUCCGAGGGGCAACUACUUGGAUACGCUUCCCAAGGAUCCUAAGCCGGCCAAGCCCCCGAAGGUGGCCCCGGUCAAUGUGCCGCGAUACACAUAUGCACCAGCAACUUCAUUCGGCGGCCCAUACCCUGCUGUCAGACCCGUUGCCCCUCCAGUUUCCGCCCGGCCAGAGAAGCCAUACGUCUACAAGCCGCGAAAGCCUGUCGAGGCCAACUUUGCUGCUGCUGCAGGUACCUUCACCACGCAGCGAUUCACCCCAACCGCUCCAGCGCCUGUUCCUACCCAGCAACCUCCUACCGUGUAUCAUCACUACUCGUACACACAGCCACAAGGGCGCCAGGCUCCAGCUCCACAUUCUGCCCAGAGGUUUGAAGUCAAGACUCCCCAGAGUUUCGCAAAUGGUGGACACUCAUCUGGUCCAUCUCGGCCCCCAGCGCAGCCUCAACACCACCAGUGGCAGCAUUCUGCUGCUCCCAGACCUGCAGCCCUAGCUCGAGCGCCUGCACCUGCGUCUGCACCUGCGCCUGCGCCUGCACCCGUGACACAGCAGCAAGCUAAUCAUGGAUACCCGCGUCCUCAACCCAAGCCAUCGUGGCAGGUUCAUACGUCAAUCUACCACAAGUACCCGUUCUUCCAGGUCAACCACAACAGGGACUCUACCAAGUACAAGACACCCUACGCAGCAUGGGGAGGCUUCACCAACGGAUACGAAGGCAACCUGAGAGCCCACAUCAUGGCCAACAAGGACGCUUUCCUCCAUCGCAACUCUCCUUACGGCCAGCAGCCGGCAGCUCCAGUAAGAAACCCGGCUCCACCGCAAGCAACUCCCAGCGCUGCUAGCGGUCAGAACCCCUUUUCAAAGCCACCAGUGUCCAAGCCUGCGGCCGCUGCCCCUCCGAUCCUGGGAAUCCUACCUCGUCCUGCUAUCAAGGCCCAGUAUCUGCCAGGUGCGCAGGCGCGUCCUGAAGUGGUUCAGCCUGUGCAAGCAGUCCAGCUUCCACAAGCUGUCCGGCCUCCACAAGCCGUCCAGCACCCGCAAGCGGUUCAGCCUCAGUCCACCGUUCAGCCUGCACAGGCUGCCCACUCGCCUAACCAGAGUAGCAAACCAAAGAUGGCACCUCCAGCCAAGCCGUAUAAGAUACCUCCCAAGGAGUCGCCAGUGCCGCUGCCGGCGAACUUCCUGGCGGCCAUGAGUUCGACUCAGAGUGCUCCCGCUACUGGAGCAACCCAGAAGUCACCAAAGGGUUCAGUCAUGAACAAGCAAACCCCAGUUCCGAUUCCCCAGCUGCCUGGAAUCCCCCCGAUGGCAUCUCAACAGCAGCCCGGUGUACAUCAGCAAGCAAUUUUGGAUCAAUCCUCUCGUGGAUCAACAAGGACCACCGCUGGGGCCUCUACGCGCCAACCUGCGGGAUCAGUACACAUUUCAAGUUCGACAAGCCCAACAUUUGCACCAACACACAAGCAAGUGCCCGCACACCCAGCGCGGCCUGCUGAACAUACUUUGCCGGAGCCAGUCCAGAAGGAAUCGAACGUACUCUCCAAGACUAGUCCCUACGAGCCUCAAGGGUUUCCAGACGUUCCAGGAUGUGAAUCUAUGGAGUUUGUCGAACGUCUCAUGAGCAACCUCCGCAAGGUCUCGCAGCGCGGCACCAUGAAUUAG